GGAGAACACAUAGACAGUUGUGCUCUCGACCUAGAUGUAGUUCUUGUGUAGCGAGACCAUGAAAAGCGGCGAUUUCAGCCAAGAGUGAAGGUAGCACAAGAUAUGCCCAGAGGCCUUGGCAGCAUGGCGAGCCCUGAGGUGCAAGCGGGCAGCUACGAGACCCCCACAGCUUCUGAACUACACAGAUUGAUGUGGACAAAGAAAGGGGGGAACAACCGUAUGGAUGAAGUUUACCCCCGGAUCUAUAUAGGAGACAUGUAUGCAGCAAAGGACAAGAGGACACUCCAGGCUCACCACAUCACCCAUGUCCUCAAUGCCGCUGAUGGAAAAUUCAACGUGAACACGGGACCAAGCUUUUACAGAGACACCGCCAUCACUUAUCAUGGAGUGGAAGCUUUUGACAUGCCGUCCUUUGACUUGAGUCCCUUCUUUUACCCAGCGGCCAGUUUUAUCAAGAAUGCUCUGAGUCUGCCCACAGGUAAGGUUUUUGUCCACUGCGCAAUGGGACUCAGCCGUUCCUCCACCUUGGUUCUGGCCUAUUUAAUGAUCCACGAGAACAUGACUCUGGUGGACGCCAUCAAAGCUGUCAGUGCCAACAGGAAUGUUUCACCCAACGAGGGAUUCCUGGAGCAGCUCCGACGUCUGGACAAAAAGCUGCACUGUCAUUAGACAGCUGAACCAUCAGGGUGGAUUUAAUUAAGCUUAAUUAUAUUGCGGCCUCUUGCUGAUAUGAAGCUGCUAUAACAACAAACCCUAUGUAAAUCAUGUUGUUGUAUUGUCUUUGUAAAAUAUAUUUUAUCUGUGUUACAAAUAAAAGCUAAUAAUAGCUUAAAAUGUUAUGAUCUCGGACAAGAACAUGUAGCCACUACAAACUGAGUGGCAGUUGGUGUUUGAUUCAAAAUCAUUCAGAGGAACAAAAACAAGCGAGCAGAAAUAUAACCCAUAAAACUUUGCAAGGGAUAAAAAAA
Molecule: messenger RNA, 968 nt
Organism: Gambusia affinis (western mosquitofish)
Lineage: Eukaryota; Metazoa; Chordata; Actinopteri; Cyprinodontiformes; Poeciliidae
Product: dual specificity phosphatase 29-like
Exons: 4
Coding region: 103-669 (188 amino acids)
Biological process (GO): protein dephosphorylation; negative regulation of MAPK cascade
Cellular component (GO): cytoplasm
Molecular function (GO): protein tyrosine/serine/threonine phosphatase activity; MAP kinase phosphatase activity
Source: RefSeq, a predicted model, not a curated record